Molecule: messenger RNA, 1962 nt
Organism: Caenorhabditis angaria
Lineage: Eukaryota; Metazoa; Nematoda; Chromadorea; Rhabditida; Rhabditidae
Source: the annotation of a GenBank genome assembly
AUGUCGCAACACGCCGCAACAGCACGCAAAUCCAAAGUUCCACCACCACCAACAACUACUGGAAAUGCUGCAUCAGUUGUCGCCACCGCUUCAUCACCAAUAAUGGCCUUCAAAUGAAUAAUCCGAAUCGAGCUGAAGCACUGAACGACUUGAAUGGAUCCUAUGUAGAUCAAAUCGAUGUAGAAGAGGUGAGCAGAUUUCGAUUUAAAAAAUUUUUUUUCUGUUUCUAUUGAGAAACAAAGUCUGAAAAUUCGUAUGAUUUUGAAAAAACUGUUUUUUUUUUCAAAUAAUAAUUUAUUUUUUAGGAAACGAUCCAACAUCCGCCAACUUCUGCAAACAGGAGACAACGUGUCUUCAGCGAUUCGGAUUCAGACGUUUUUUAUGAGGACCGCGAAUCGUCACCACGCAGCCACCAAACGACGAUAAAUUCCGACAUGUUGACACAGUCGCAAUAUGAGUUAAGAGCUCGCAUUCUCCAGACGCUCGGAGUUGACAACAAUCAACAAGAAGCCCGUGUUCGAUUGCCACAUUCUUCUCAAGAAUUUCACAAAUCGCCAACUCGUGAAGUCGACGAUGAAUUGCGAGAAGUGUUGAGACGCCGAAAAUCGGGAAUUAUAAUAAAGCAAGACGAGUUUGAGGGAGAGCCUUGCCAUUCAAUAACCAUCACAAACGCUUGCUUCGGUCAUAUUUUUCACGCUGAGCGAACGGAGGACACUGUGAAAAUAUACAGAAUCAUCGCUCCGCAAAUUGUGGAAAUCGAGCACGAUGCAACCAUCGAUAUUCUACAUCGAGCACAGGCACCCGAUUUUGAUCGUGAAUGGGCUGAACGCCAACAUGCCCAAGAAAUGAUCAGGCGACCUGUGAGACGAUCGCCUUCUUGCCGUCAUCCGAGAGUUUCACGGCCAGCUGAAAAUGUGCUCAACCAAGCCCCAUAUUCUCCAACAAGAACACCAGAACCACCUGCACAACGGAUAACAUUGGAACUUUUAGCUCGUCUUGCCGAACCCAUUCGACCAGCUCGAGUGGAUCCAGUGGUUUCGCUUGUUCCAGUAGCUCCACAUGCUUCAUCGGCUUCUGUGGUUCCGGUUCCUCCGGCUCCACGUGCACAACCAGCGCAACAUUCUUCACUGGCACCACGGGUACAAUCAGCAUAACUUGGACGGCCAACUCAAAACAGAAAACGUGUCGCUGCAGUUUCUGCUUCGCCAACACAAACUGCACCACCGCCAAAAAGAACAUCGCCAAGAAACAGAAAUUCUGGAAAAAAUCGCCUCAGCAUCGAUUCAUCAAUAUUAUACGGAGUUUUUAGGAAACGGCAGGCACGCAAACGCCGUGCUAAGAGUUGCCAGAACGCAAAGUAUCGACAAUCGCCAACCUCCGCUGGACAGAGUUAGUAAAACCGAAGCCAGAUUCGAUUGCAACAGCAUCACAGACGUCCGCCAACGUCUGGAUGCUAUUAAAAACGCGUUGGAUUCCCGCAAUUAUAGUCACGCAUCGCUUGAUCUUCUUGCCAAACAUCAAACGCUUGUCAAGUCUGCACGAUCAUACGAUUCUACUCCGACACAGGCAAAGCUCCAAUCGAUAUACAAAAAAGUUGUCGAUUUAUCGGCAACUAGUGGGCUCAAAGCCCACUAAUUUCGUGAGUUUCUUUAUUUUCUAAAAUAAAAAAAAAUAAAUUUUUAUAAUUUUUAGGCCAAGGCAGGCACCAUACAUCUUCAACAACUUCCCUGGCAAUACAUCUUCAACAACUUCCCUGGUGCCAAAUAUGUAUAUAUAAAAAAAAAAGAAAUUUUUUAAAUGUAAGUUUUUUAUAACAAAAAAAAAAUCAACUUUCAAAAACUAUUUACUUUCAGAAGAACAAUUCAAUUUGGAACCCAGUUCAACAUCUCUGGUCAUAAGAAAGACAUUGCGAAGCUAUUCUGGAACUCAGUUCAACAAUUUGCCAACAUUUUGGCUGAUUAA